Messenger RNA from Eurytemora carolleeae, 876 nucleotides. RefSeq names its product orcokinin peptides type B. The record is from RefSeq and is a predicted model, not a curated record. Bases 54 to 749 code for a protein of 231 amino acids. The transcript is spliced from 4 exons. Lineage: Eukaryota; Metazoa; Arthropoda; Copepoda; Calanoida; Temoridae.
UGGAGCCAAUAUAAGGUUAAACCGUCACCGGAGCAGUUCAUUCCAACCCUGAUAUGCAGAGAGAAGGGUUCCUUUGUUUACUGCUCUCCGCAGUGCAGAUCCUGUCCGUUGAUGGAGCAGAACCAAGAAUUAAUGAGGACAGCAGACUUCCGGAAGAUGUCGGAGAAGGAGAAUAUUCAAGACAACUUGACAACCUAGGACGGGGGAAUAUCCUUAGACAGCUGGACAACCUAGGACGGGGAAAUAUUCUGAGACAACUUGACAACCUUGGAGACGGAAACAUUCUCCGACAGCUUGACAACCUUGGGGAUGGAAACAUUCUAAGACAAUUGGACAAUCUUGGACGUGGAAAUAUUCUUAGACAACUUGACAACCUUGGACGUGGAAAUAUCCUCCGUCAGAUGGACAACCUUGGAAACGGAAAUAUUCUCCGUGAUUCUGAAACCAAGCGUGGGUUUGACGCUAUGAGUGGCCUCACCUUUGGAAAGAGUAAGAAGAACUUUGAUGAGAUCGACCGAACUGGAUUCGGACGUUUUGUCAAGAAGAAUUUCGACGAAAUCGACCGCACUGGAUUCGGAAGAUUUGUCAGCAAGAAGAACUUCGACGAAAUUGAUCGUACAGGAUUCGGCCGCUUUGUCAAGAGAAACUUUGACGAAAUCGAUCGGGCUGGCUUCGGUCGGUUUGUGAAACGUCCCAGCAAAAAGAAUUUCGACGAGAUUGAUAAUGUUGGAUUCCGUAGCUUUUACUAAUCAACCCUGCAAUCCGAAUUAUUAAAGUUAUAUAAAUGUAAUUUUGUAUUUGAAAGAUAUUUGACCAAGAUCAUGCAUUGUAAUCAUAUAUUGAUGUUUAUAAAUAUACUUUUUUCGGGGUUCUUCA